Messenger RNA from Tetrahymena thermophila SB210, 684 nucleotides. RefSeq lists its product as hypothetical. Lineage: Eukaryota; Ciliophora; Oligohymenophorea; Hymenostomatida; Tetrahymenidae. The transcript has a single exon. The record is from RefSeq and is a predicted model, not a curated record.
AUGAAAAUUUUUAAUACUACAAUCCAGCAAUAUUCCCUACACAACAUCUAGUUUUUAAAUAAAAUAUUGCAAAUGACCAUAUCCAAAUCACUCUAACUUAUAUUCUUUAUAAUUAAUAUUCAUCUGCUCUAGAAAUAUCAAAAUCAUUCAUAAUAAAAAAAAUAAUUAAUACAAUAAUAGUGCUCUUCUCUCUUGUAAUAUAUAAAUAGUAUUUUUUAAAAACAGGCAAAUGAUAAAGAAAUAGAAUGCGAACACUUUUAAGGUCUUGAGAUUAUGAACAGUAGAUCCUAAAAAAUAAAUAUAAAUAAACAUUAAAAAAUAUAAAUAAAAACUUAAAUAAAAAAAUUAAAUAAAUAAAAUUAAAUAAAUAAAUAAAUAAAAAUAAUAAAUAAGAUAAAAUAAAUAAAUAAAUAUAAUAAUAAAAAUAAAGUUCAUAAAUAAAAAAAUAAAUAAUAAGUGCAAAAUAAAAUUAAAUAACAAUAAUAAAUUAAAUAUUAAAUUCAAGAAUGCAUUUUUUUUACACUAUUCAUGAAAAUAAACAAACAUACAUGUUUAACUGUUUCUUAUGAUUAAUUCUUAUAGCUAAAUAUUUUGAAAAAUUUUAAUUUUAACUUUUUUCUAAGAAUAUAUUUUUAUUUAAAAAUAUCGGAUAUUUUACUCCAGUGUGGAUCAACACAUUUAUGA